AUGUCUCGAUAUGAUGACUACCGAUCGUCAACAGGGACCCUAGACUCUCGCGAUCGAUACGAUCGAUAUUCACGGGGUCCCCCGUGGCCGAACGACCCCGCCAUACCGAAGAGCGCUUUGAAGAGCGCCUCCGCGAGGAAGACCGAUAUGGCCCCCUGCGCGUGCACGCGGGAGAUUCUAUGA
Molecule: messenger RNA, 183 nt
Organism: Penicillium verrucosum
Lineage: Eukaryota; Fungi; Ascomycota; Eurotiomycetes; Eurotiales; Aspergillaceae
Exons: 1
Coding region: 1-183 (60 amino acids)
Source: RefSeq, a predicted model, not a curated record